GUAAUGCUAAUUCAGAAAGCACGACUUUGGAGUGUUUAGUAUGAUGUACAGCGCUAUUGUAAUGCGCGUUUUUAAUAACCAGUGAACAUUUUUGCCAUGACUAAACACAAAACCGUGGGACGUGUCAGAUUUUUGUUUUGCUUUCUACUGUCCUUUGUUCCCCAUUUCAGCUGCGGUCAUGAAGAGACAGCAGGUGGCUCUCAAAAAACACUCAACACACAUGGCUCUGUUAACCAAGUCAUAGAACUAAGAGAAGUUGUAUUUGUGAUUCAGAGUCAGAAGAACUCCUACCACAUUGAAAGGGCAGAGCAGAGGAGAGCACACCUUUUGGACCAAGAGCCGAGCUCACCAGAGGUUGUGCUCCUCCAUCAAUUAUCAGAAUACGAUGGAAACUGGGGGAUUCUUCCUGUGCUGCCUCGUCUGGCUGAAGGUUACUGUCGGAGGUCUUUGUGGAUUUUUUUCCUUGAGGAGGAGACCAUUGUCAAUAUAGCCAGACUGCUGCAGGUGCUCAGCAGAUUUAACCCUGGAAGAGAGUGGUUUCUGGGAAGAGCUCUUUAUGAUGCUAGUGCAACCAUUAUCCACCACUAUGCCUUCUCAGAAGAGCCGACUGCCUUCAGCUACCCUGAUUUUGCUGCUGGCUGGGCCCUGAGCUGCUCUCUGGUUAAAAGAUUAGCUGAUUACGUGAAGCAUGAGCCACCCAAAUCAGAUUUCACCAUUGACCUUAAGCACGAGCUUGCCCUGUACAUUUGGGAGGAGGGAAGAGGACCUUCCUUAACUGCUGUUCAUGAGUUCUGCUCUGAACUUCACGGCUCGCCAAACACUGAGCAUUGUGCAACAACUGUCAGCUCUUACCUGCCAAACUGUGGCACCAUAGUGAAGAGGAAGGAUGUUUUUGUGGCAGUGAAGACUUGUCAUAAAUUCCACCGAGAUAGAGUGCCUGUAAUAAAGAAGACCUGGGUGAAAGAUGCUGCGUUGCUAGAGUUUUAUAGUGAUAUUGCUGAUCCAGCUAUCCCCACCAUUAACCUGGAAGUCCCCAACACGGAGAGUGGGCAUUGUGCAAAGACUUUUGCCAUUUUAAGAAGGUUUGUCAGCGGAGAAGUGAUUCAAGCACCAUGGCUGCUCCUUGUAGACGAUGACACGUUGAUAAGUCUGCCUAGACUUCGGCGGCACUUACGAUGUUACAACCCUAAUGAAGCUGUGAGUAUCGGUGAGCGCUAUGGCUAUACCCUCAGCAAGGGUGGCUACAGCUAUAUCACUGGUGGAGGAGGUAUGGUGUUCAGUAGAGUGGCAGUUUUGAAAAUCCUCUCCAGUGGUUGUGGCUGUUACAGUCCGGACGCACCAGAUGACAUGGUAUUGGGAAGGUGCCUUAACACGCUGGGCUUGUCAGUCACACACAGCCCACAUUUUCACCAGGCUCGUCCAAAUGAUUAUCCCAAAGAGCUGCUGCUCCGUCAGAGCCCCAUCUCCUUCCACAAACACUGGAACAUCAACCCUGUGGCUGUGUACCAGCAGUGGCUGAUGGACUCUGAGGAUCUGCUCCAACAGAACUGUAGGAGAGAAUACAGUCAGGAGCUUUAAACCAUGAGCUGUCUUUCAUAUUGUAAGUGUAUAUAAUUUGGGGUAUAUAAGUUGGGGAAAGAAUUACUCUUAAUUUUUGGUUUUAUUUAGUUUUAUUGAAGAAUAUGCUGUUUAUUUACUGUAAAGAAACACUUACCCUAGCUAUAGAUUUAAUAUUUACAUUUUACAGAAAUUUGGCAGAUGCUUUUAUUCAAAGAGACUUACUAGUGCAGAGCAUAGAGGGGCUGAUGGAAAGGACUUUAUUAGUCUCCUCAAUAUCCCCAUGCUCAGAGUGUAGCUAGCUGGGUAGUAGGGUUAACAGAACCUGUGAAAAAUACAUCCCAAUUGAUUAAUCCUGUUUCUCUCCAUAGCAGCUGGUAUAAAAUGUGACUGAACACAUUUGAUCCAUUUAUGUGACAUUUGGGGCAGUUAAAUAUGGAAUCAUAAUGACUGUUGACUUUUAUGAACUUCAUUAUAGCGCAUAAUAGUGUUAUUUGAGAUACGGUCAUAUCCAUAAGUAUUUGGACAGUGACACAAGUUUCAUAGUUUUGCCUCUGUAGUUUUGCCUCUUGGGUCACAAUGGAUUUGAAAUGAAGCAAUCAAGAUGUAAUGGAAUGUAAACUUUCAACUUUAAUUCAUUUACUGAAUGCUGCUUGUUUGUGGGGUUUCCUGCCUUCACUGUUGUCUUUGGUAACUGAAAGGCAUGCUUAAUUAGGUCAUCGGACAUUUAAGAGUAUUUAAUUUCUUUGCCUUAAGAAACACUUGAGUUGCUUUUGCGGUACGUUUUGGGUCAUUAUCCAACUGUACUGUACUGCAUCUUGAGGUAAACCAUCUGUAUUUACAUUCAUGAAGGCGUCUCUUUAUUGUCUUAGACUUUGACAAUGAUACGCCUACCUCCUCCAGAGUGUUCUUGACUUGGCUAGAUGUUGUGAAGGAGUUUUUCUUCAACAAGGCCUUUUGGUGUUGCUGAGCUCACCAGUGGAUUCCUUCUUUUUAAGAAUGUACCAAAUUUGGUCACUACUAAAGUUUCUGCUGUCUCUGAUAGGUCUGUUUAGUUUUUUUCAGGCUAAUGAUGGCCUCCUUCACUUGCGUUGACACUUCUUUGGACCGCAUAUUGAGAGUUCCAAUUAACAGAUACCAAAUGCAAAUUCCACGCUUGGAAUCAAUUGCAGACCUUUUAUCUCCUCAAUUUGUCAUGAAAUAAUGAGCAAACAGGCCAUAACUGGCCGUGAAACUGCUUAUCAGUCAAUUGUCCAAUUACUUUUGAGCCUGUGAAAAUUAAGGGACUAUGUAAAAAAUGGCUGUAAUUCCUAAACAGUUAAUGCAAUAUUUUUAUUAAACUUCUUGAAUUAAAUCUGAAAGUCUACACUUUAAUAACAUCUUGAUUGUUUCAUUCCAAAUCCAUUGCGGUGGUGUACAGAGGCAAAAUAACGAAAAUUGUGUCGCUGUCUAAAUACUUAUGGACCUGACUGUAUAUAAUCAGCCUCUGUGUUAAGUUAACCACCUACUAAUAAGCAUUUGGAACUGUCAUACAAUAUUUCACAGGAGGUAUAAAAGCCUUUUUUUUUUUUAAAGAAAAAAAGAGAAAAAAAGCCUUUACUUCCUUUUUUAACUGUGUAAACCUGUUUAAAAAAAACACUGGAAAGUCAUCUAAUCUAAUCUAUCAUACUAUCCAUCAGUUGUUUAUAAAUAAUAUUUAAUUAAAGUGUUCUUUUCACUUUUUAAUCGUGCUGUACUGUCAAAUAUAAAGACUGUCAGUACAAUGAUUCCUAUUUUAAGUGUUUCCACACAAAGUUAUUCAUAGACCAGUACUGUAUAUAGAAAACAGGAAGAAAUUUUGAGGAAAAAAUGCAAAUGCAGUUUGUGGUUCAUUGAUAUGAAAUUGACAUAAAAAUUAUAUACAGUAUGUUUCUGCUGCAGUGAAGGCAGUGUUCUCAUUUUGAGCCUCAGAAUCCCAAAUCUUUCAGUGAUUAAAAUAAUUAAUAGAUUGUUAGUAAACACCAGCACUUAAUGUAAACUUUUUGCUGUAAAUGAUAAAUUGCAAAUAGUCACUGAAUUUGCCUGCAGCUUUAAUUUGGCCAUUAAUAAUUUUUUUGAGUUUAAUAAUAUCAGUUUUUAAUUUCCCUAUUAAAAUGUCAGAAUGUUUCAUCUUUAUUAUUUUAAUUAAAAUAGAUUUUAAAUUGUCUUCUUCCUGGCCAUUCACAACACAGAUUUAAUCUUCACUUGAGAGUAAUGAUUAAUCAUUCUUUCAUACUCCAUGAACUUUUUCCAUAUCUGAGUUAGUUGUCUGAAAAAUAUGCAAUCAACACUGAUUCAGAAUUGCAAAAUUAUAUUGGUUGAAUUAUAGACAACAAUGGCAGACUCUAAAAGUAAAGAGCGACAUUGCUAGUUUUAUUUUAUGUGUAAAUUCAUUAUUAUUAUUUUUUUAAAUUAACAUUGAAAAACAAAUUGAAAAUUUAACAUAAAAUUUCCAAAGCUAUUUUCCCCCCAUUUUCUCCCAGUUUGGUCAUUUGCUAAAUUCCCACCCAUUAGCCUUUUCUUUUUCCUAAUCAUAUAUAUUUUUUGUUAGGAAGAAGCAAUAUUUUAGUAUUCAAUCUGCCUGCCAUUUGAGAGCUGUUAGAUUAAAGUUAAAUUAAUUCGUUCCCUGAUUAGUCAGUGUAAUUAAUAAAAUCAUUACUCUGUGUUUACUCAAUCAGAAUACCAAAAUUAUCUAUCAUUUCAGUCAAGUUAAUUGUGGAAAUAUGUUUUUAAUUAAUUUCUCUUAAUAUUGGUCAGUGUACAUUAGCAUUUUUCCAUAUCAUUUCCCAUCUCUAAUGCAGUAUGAUAUAUAUGUUAAGCCAAUUUGUAAUUCCAGUAAUAAACUGGAAUAAAAAAACAAACAAACAAAAAAAACUAGUCUAAACAGACUAGAAAAGCUUGUCAGAAGAAACUUUGCAGUACAUUUUUAGUUUAAAAAACCCAAAACUUUAUAAUCAGGAUUUUUUUUUUUUACUGAUUGUGGUGUGAACUGGAUAGUCCCCACAGGGUGGGUUGGGAUGUGCUAUGUGCUACUUGUUGGGAUGUAAUAGCAACCUCUGGCACCUUACUGCCCAAAUACAAAUACCUACCAGAUACUGGCGUUUCUUCUAUGGCAUGUAUGGCAUCAUGUAUGUUGGCCUCAGUUACGUCUUACUGUGUAGACUUCCAGUGCUAGACUGGAAUGCGAGUUCUGUGGGCAUGAGGUCUGGUACUCUGGUACUGCUGAGAUUUGCUCUUGAAGUUUUGGCAGGCACAUGGUAAAUUCUCCUCAGAUGCUCCAGUGAUCAGGGAACAUUGCCUGUCUUUUGCUGUCACUGUACAUGAAGUGUCUCUGCCCCUUUUUUGAUUUUCACCAAACCGGACAUGGUGGAAAUGUUUAGGCUUCCCAGUGCCUGUCUAACCUCAUGUGACAGCUUGAGUGGGAAACAGUCCUUUCUGCCACUGAAGUAACUGACAGUUCAUCCUGCCUGGAGCACAUGGCUCAUCUGAUACCAUGAUGUAAGUGGGUAUGACUCCAACACAAGCCAAGAUCAAAUUAUUUCAGUUCCUCAUACUCCAUUGUGUUGAAUUUUGAUAUUCUGUAGAAGGCUACCAGUCAUCUACCAGUCAUGCUUCUUGCAGUUCUCACUCUUGGCAAUAAUUUCAAAGUAUUCAUUGUUAGUGGUCAUCUUAGUGAGGAGAACAAAUGACGGCUGCCAUGGUUCCUGCACACCCUUGGUAGGUUUUCAGACAAAUGUCCAGCUCCUGAGUAACCGGGCUUGGGGAGUAACAGAAUACAUGUAAAGGCAUUACAUAAUCAGGACACAAAAAACUGGUAACUGUAAUCCAUUUCUGUUAUGUCAAUAAACAAAGUAAUCAGAUUACAGGUACAUUUUGUAACAAACAAAUGGGAAUACUAUCAGGAUUUUUUUUUCAUUUAAAACCGAAUAAAUUCAUCUUUUGACAUAAUACAAUGUAGACAGCUGAUAGAUUACAGUUCUGUUUCUCUCUUGCCAGUCGUGAGUCACAUUGAGCAAACGCCUGGUGCAUGCCAGUGUUGCCCAUACAGAGGCUCUACUUGGGCAGCCCACCCAGGUAGAUUAAGACAUACCCAGGUAGAUGAAAUCCGAAGUCCAAUUUUUCUUUUCAUUCAAGACAUGCAAUUGUCAGUUCAUAAUGAACACAAUCCAGUGGACCUUCAACCCCCCGAAAAAAAAAAGCGCCAGGAACAUGCGGCCCAUUCCCGAACGGUUAACAAUCAGGAAAUAACGUUUUAUUUCUCUCAUUCACCACCGCUCACUCUCUUCAGUCGCUGUCCAGCUCACUUGACCACCGCUGCUCUCGCUCUCUCUCUUGUUCCUUGCUGUCAAUUCGCUCUCUCAUCUUACCUCUACAGACAGGCGUUGGAAAAGUUUUUUCCCAGCCAAGGAAAAUUAAAUGUUCCAGCAAGCAAUGCCAACUGUGCAAAUAGGCACAUUUGAAAAUGUAUUCCAUAAGGUAAAUAGUUAUUUCUUUUGAAAGUUAUUUCUUUUGACAUGUUCAUCAAAAAUUAGAGUCUGUGUUUUGUUCUUUAAUAUAUUUUGAAAAUGGAAAAUGUAUUUUAAUAUGUAGUUAUUAAUAGUUAUUUAUGUUGACAGUUAUUUAUUUUGAGUAGUUAUUCGUUUGCAAUAAAUAGUUUAUUCAUAAACCUUUGUUUGACUAGUUUAUUACUGAACCCGCACAAGUAAAUUCUCAACCUGUGGGAAACACUGCAUGUGCAAAUAAAUUUUGGGCAAUGUUACUUUGGUAGAAAUGAGCACAAAUUGCUCUCUGUAAUGCUUUUGUUAGGCUGACCAUAUGUCCUUUAUUUCCCAGACAUGUCCUCUUUUUCUGACCUUAAAAAAGUGACUAAAUUUGAGAAAAUGUCUGGGAUUCGGCUUUAGUUUCAUUAUGAUGUGCUUAUGGUCUAAUACUGCAUCAUGUGUGCGCAUGUUUGCAUUGCUUUAAUCCCUCUCUGUAAUUCCUGCCUUCUUGCACACCAGUUGGUCGAUUAUAAAAGACUUGCAGCAACUAUUGCCAAAUUCUGCCUCUCAACCCUUAUCCUACUCUCAGUGAACGCACGUAGGUGAAGCCCUGUUGUGUACAAUGUCAAUGAGUUGCUUGACAAUAUCAGCAAAUGACAGCUGUCCUGAGCCGCAACAAUGCCCGUGGCCAUAUAAGGUCAUUUUCAAUUUCAUGUUAUCACAUUGCUUCAUAUUAUAUGGCCAUUCAAAUGGGUGAUGGCAGAAGGUACACUCGUGGCAUCUAAUAUUUAAUUUUAUUCCAUGGACAUUCAAAAGAAUGUAUUUUUGUGAUGCUAAUAGUGUGUCUUUUUCAGUGUAUUAAAAUCUGCAUUCAUAGUAACACUGUUUUGAACGCUGUAAGACACAAAAGAAAAAUUAAGGUGUCCUCUUUUUUGGAAAACCAGAAUAUGUUCACAUAUUUUGUGAUGUAAUGUAACCCGCAUCAGGGUCAGUGAUCUUUUGUUUAUUGAUUUAUUUAUUUAUUUUCUUAAAACAAAUCCAAACAUUGAACAUGUUUUUAAGCUCUAAAUAAAAGAA
Molecule: messenger RNA, 7133 nt
Organism: Ictalurus punctatus (channel catfish)
Lineage: Eukaryota; Metazoa; Chordata; Actinopteri; Siluriformes; Ictaluridae
Gene: b3glctb
Product: beta 3-glucosyltransferase b
Exons: 15
Coding region: 97-1578 (493 amino acids)
Cellular component (GO): membrane
Molecular function (GO): acetylglucosaminyltransferase activity
Source: RefSeq, a predicted model, not a curated record